AUGGGUCCGGUGGUCACACCACGCUGCUGGGUAACGCUGAACAAACGCCAGGCCUUGUCCCUCUUUGGAAAUGACAUUUCCCCUGUUGUCUUGGAAGUGGAGUUCCAGACAAAGGACAGACUCCGGUUCAGGCUCUACGACCCCAACAGAGAGCGGUUUGAAGUCCCACUCAAGAUCGACUCCCCCGGGGUUACCGCUGAGGAGGCCAACUACGACGUGGAGUUUGCAGAUGACUCCUCACACUUCAAGAUCAAGAGGAAAAGCACUGGCACUGUGCUGUGGGACAGUCCCCUGGUUGAUCUGUUUUUCUCCAACCAGUAUCUUCAGAUCACAACUGCUGUGCCAUCCACUUCAGUGUAUGGGUUUGGUGAACAGGAGCACCUGUCCUUCAAACACAACAUGGACUUCGUUACCUAUGGCAUGUUUUCCAGGGAUCAGGCACCAACGCCAUUUGCCAACCUCUAUGGAGUUCACCCUUUCUACAUGUGUGUAGAAGCUGACUCCAAUGCCCAUGGUGUUCUCCUUCUGAACUCCAAUGCACAAGAUGUGUCUCUGAGUCCAAACCCAUCCUUAACUUUCCGCACUAUUGGAGGGAUCCUCGACUUCUACGUCUUCCUUGGACCCACUCCCGAAAACGUAGUUCAGCAAUACACAGAGGCCAUUGGACGCCCACACAUGCCUGCCUACUGGUCUCUUGGAUUUCAUCUCUCCCGAUGGGGUUAUGGCAACAUUGAAGUUUUAAAGAAAACCGUCGAUCGCAUGCACUACUAUGAUAUCCCAUAUGAUGUCCAACAUUUUGAUAUCGACUACAUGGAACGUCGCAUGGACUUCACCUAUGACAAAGUGAAUUAUGCAGGUCUGCCAGAGUACCUCCAACAGCUGAAGAAGGAAGGAAUGCACAAUGUUGUGAUUCUGGACCCUUUCAUAACAAAGGACGAAGAACCAGGCACUUACAGGCCUUAUGAUCUCGGAGAGGAAAUGGGAGUCUGGGUGAACAACUCCGAUGGCGUGACUCCUGCUGUUGGAAAGGCCUGGCCCCCCGGAGACUCAGUGUUUCCUGACUACACCAACCCCAGGACAGUUGAGUGGUGGACGCAGCUGUGUCUGGAGUUUAAGGAUGUCCUCGACUACGAUGGGAUCUGGAUUGAUAUGAAUGAACCAUCCAACUUCUUAAGAGGCCAGUAUCCCGGAUGUGCUGUUAAUGAUAUCAAUAACCCUCCUUACAUUCCUACCAUUUCUGAUCGUUCCCUGGCGCAAAAGACAUUGUGUCCCGACUCCAAGACUUACCUUGGAGAGCAUUACAACACCCACUCUCUCUUCGGCUGGUCACAGACAGAACCAACUUUCAAUGUGGUCCAGCAGGCAACUGGAAAGCGAGCGUUUGUCUUGAGCCGGUCUACAUUUGUUGGCAGUGGGAAGCACGGGGGUCACUGGCUGGGUGACAACUUCUCUCAGUGGAAGGACAUGCACCUGUCAAUCAUUGGAGUCCUGGAAUUCAACCUCUUUGGCAUGCCCUAUAUCGGUGCUGAUAUCUGUGGGUUUAACUAUAACACUACCUACGAACUCUGCUUGCGCUGGAUGCAGCUUGGCUCUUUCUAUCCAUUUUCCAGAAACCACAAUGCAGAAGGAAAUAUGGAACAAGACCCAGCAGUGUUCGGAGAUGAGUUUGCCAAGAUAGCUCGUGCUACGCUUCGGAUCAGAUACUCACUGCUGCCAUACUUAUACACCUUGUUCUUCGAGUCUCAUGUUCAUGGAAACACGGUGGCACGGUCACUGAUGCACGAGUUUACCUCCGAUCAGCAGACUCAUGGAAUAGAUACUGCCUUCCUUUGGGGACCUGCUUUUAUGAUUGCUCCAGUUCUUCAAGAGGGAGCAAGAUCCGUGGAUGUAUACUUCCCUGAAGCACAAUGGUUUGACUACUAUACCGGUCAAAAAAUGCCAAGUACCUGGAGCAAGACAUAUGCUACUGUGUCUGCCCCGUUGAGCAAGAUCCCUCUGUUCAUCCGUGGAGGCUACAUCCUGCCAGAACAGGCACCAGCCACGACUACAACUAAGAGCCGUCUGAACCCAUUUGGGCUCAUUAUUGCCCUGGAUGAACACGGAGAAGCUUCUGGGUCUCUCUUCUGGGAUGAUGGUGAUUCAAUCGAUACUAUUGAAAAGGAGAACUACUUCUUGGCUAAAUAUACGUACAGCAAAGGACACCUGAAGACAGAAAUACUUAAAAAUGGCUACCGUGGGGCUGACACUCUGAAGUACAACAAAAUUACAAUUCUUGGCCUGAAUCUGAGACCUCAUGCUGUUUCUCUGAAUGGAAGAGCCAUCCGUGGAGAUGCUUUCUCUUACGAGCUGAGUGGGGUUUGGCAAAUAUACUCUACUAUAGACAUUACAGGUACCUGCAGCCUAGACUUGAAGAUGAGCGGGGUGCCCCUCAACGUUGGUGCAGACAACGGCGCCUCCACAGUGUCCCACCCCACUCUGAAGCAGGGUCCUAAUUCUGGCUGCGUGAAUCCCACCCUGAAUCCCAUUGCUAGCAUUUACAAGGUCUCAGUGAUCACAACAGGAGCCUAG
Molecule: messenger RNA, 2568 nt
Organism: Charadrius vociferus (killdeer)
Lineage: Eukaryota; Metazoa; Chordata; Aves; Charadriiformes; Charadriidae
Product: putative maltase-glucoamylase-like protein FLJ16351
Exons: 23
Coding region: 1-2568 (855 amino acids)
Biological process (GO): carbohydrate metabolic process
Molecular function (GO): alpha-1,4-glucosidase activity; carbohydrate binding
Source: RefSeq, a predicted model, not a curated record